UACAACAAUCGACGACAACUUUGGUGGUUUCAGUUGUCAUUUGAAUUUCUAAUUGUAUAGGAUCAUGGAUCAUUGUCCCACGAGCAGUUCUUAAAUUCUGUUAAAUCACAAUUUACAUCGCAUGGCCACUCAGUUUACCAAGAACAAGCAACCCUCCAUGCCUCCACUAGAAACUUUCCAUAUAUCCGAUGAAUUCAUAAUUUCAUUCCAAUUGUACGACGCAACGCGGAUGAAGCGGAUGACUAUAUAAAGGCAUGCGGCGCGGCCUAAACCUAAUCCAACCUCUUGCUAAACGGCAGGCGUGUACCCUGCAGCCAGGGAGCCGGGGGGCAUGGCGGCGGCGCAGUGCGGCGAGGGCAAGGCGGCGGACUGCAAGAAGACGCCAUGGACGGAGAAGGAGGACGAGGCGCUGCGGCGGGCGGUGCGGGAGCACGGGCGGCAGAACUGGGCGGCCAUCGCGGGCGCGGUGGCCGGGCGCGGCGCCAAGUCGUGCCGGCUGCGGUGGUGCCAGCACCUGGCGCCGGAGCUGGACAGCCGCCCCUUCACGCCCGAGGAGGACGCGCGCAUCGUCGAGCUGCAGGGCGUGCACGGCAACAAGUGGGCCACCAUCGCGCGCUUCCUCCACGGCCGGUCCGACAACGCCGUCAAGAACCGCUGGAACUCGGCGCUCCGCAAGAUGCAUCAGCAGGGCUACUACCCCGCCGCCGUUGCCGCCGCCGCGGAGGACGACGCCGAGGACACCGACGGCCAGGCGGCGGAGGCCGUGGUGUGCCUCGAUCUGUUCCCACUCAGGGCUCGGGCGAUGGGGGAGGCCACUGCGGCAGAUCGGUUGGUUGUACGUGAGGAGGAGGUGGAGGGGGAGGGCGACGUGGCGGUGGAGCCGAUCGGCCUCGGCCUGAAGCUGGGGUCGCCGGGGCUGAGCGAUGCGGAGCUGGAGCUGAGCCUGGGGCCCGUGCGGCCAUCGUCGUCGAAUCGUGGAGAAGCGGCUUCCUUUCGGCUGUGUCUUUGAUGGUUUGAUAUCGAUUUCGUCGUUAGCCAUUGCAGAUUGCACCGGGCGUGGAAUUUUAAGAGGACGAACUAGCAAAGUUUGUGUCUCUGUGAGGAAUUAAAAUUCCACUUUACUCUCUAAUUCUCGCUUGGUUCUGCUCAUCAUACCUGCAAACAACAGGAUUACUGAUCCCGAGGCAAAACUCCUACCUGUCCGGUUCUA
Molecule: messenger RNA, 1210 nt
Organism: Sorghum bicolor (sorghum)
Lineage: Eukaryota; Viridiplantae; Streptophyta; Magnoliopsida; Poales; Poaceae
Product: transcription factor MYB25
Exons: 1
Coding region: 332-1009 (225 amino acids)
Source: RefSeq, a predicted model, not a curated record